This is a messenger RNA of Opisthocomus hoazin, 5162 nucleotides long. NCBI's taxonomy places the organism in Eukaryota, Metazoa, Chordata, Aves, Opisthocomiformes, Opisthocomidae. The record is from RefSeq and is a predicted model, not a curated record.
UGCUAAAUCUGUUCUGAAGCCAGAGGUGGACAACCAGUACAAGAGAAGUGUUGCGUCUUUAAGUGGACGUCCGCUCUUGCGGUAUGGCCCAGAUAUCCAAUAGCAAUGUAUUUAAACAGCGCUCAUCACCUUCUUUGGCAGCCACGAGGUCAAAAGAUGUGGACAAAGAGGAGGCAUUGCAGAUGGAAGCUGAGGCAUUAGCUAAGAUGCAGAAAGAAAGAGGUGUAGCUGGUAAUAAACAAACUUUUCAUUCUUUAAGCAGCACCAGACAAAAUGUACAGACUCAUAACAAACAGGACCAUGAUCUUAUGGUGUUUCCAGAGUCUGAUGCGAAGAGCAUGGAAGAUAAACUCAGUACCAUUGACAUAGAGAAGCUUACUCAUGCUGAACUAGAGAAACUCCUUCUGGAUGACAGUUUUGAAUCUAGUAAAGUACCUACGUUACCAGUAAGUCCUAUUUUGAGCCCAUCUGUGUCUUCGCAAUUUUAUCUUGGGCCUAUGGGUCAGAGAAGACCGUGGACGCCUGGGAUACCAGCACCUGUUACAUGCACUUUACCUCCUAUUUACCCCUCAGCUUCUUACACAAAACAGACUGGUGUAUUUCAGAAUGGAUUCCACCCAACUAUGUCCUCCUAUCACUCUAGAGAACCUAUUUAUCUUGGUCUUCCAAGACAGUCGCAAUACAUUUCAUACCCAUUGGCAGCUACUACGCCUUUCCAUCCACAAGGAAGCCUACCUAUAUAUCCGCCAGUACUUACACCAGAAAUGGCAAAAGUGUUUGACAAAAUUGCAAGCACCUCAGAAUUUCUGAAAAAUGGAAAGUCAAGCACAGACUUAGAAAUGACUGCUAUAAAGUCUGCAGUUUCUAGCCUACCAGCCUCAGAAAGCUGCAGGGAUGUUAGUAAAUUUGAUUGGUUGGAUUUGGAUCCCCUAAGUAAACCAAAAGUGGAUAGUGUGGAGACUUUGAAUAAGGCAGAGAAUGAUGGAGAGAGGGCUUCAAGUAUGACUGCUGAAGAUCCAUGGGAUGCUGUGCUGUUAGAAGAAAAGUUGUUAGUAACUUGUCAUCUGGAAAGAAAAGUUAAUGGGAAAUCUGGAGCAACAGUUACAAGGAGCCAGUCCUUAAACAUGCGAACAACUCAGCUUGCAAAGUUACAGGGCCAAACAUCACAGAAAGACAAUGGGACCACUGGCAUGCUGACAGAAAACAUGCUUCUCCAAGAAGUUGAAGGGCAGAAUCAAGAGCUGUCAGCUUUUUCUCAAGCAGUUACGAAAUUGAGGACCAAGUUUCCUUAUACCAGUCAGCAAACAAAUCCAGGCUUUGCGCUGAGUCCAGUUAUGCUGCAAAGAAAUAUAAGUGGGGAGAGCCCCAGUAUCAAGGUUUCUAUAGAAAUUGAAGAGUUCCAGCAACCAGUAACUUUCACGUGUGAUGUGAGUUCCCCUGUUGAGCUUAUAAUAAUGCAGGCACUUUGCUGGGUGCAUGAUGACUUGAAUGAAGUGGACAUUGGCAGCUAUAUCCUGAAAGUCUGUGGCCAAGAAGAAGUUUUACAGAAUAAGCACUGUGUAGGAAGUCAUGAAUAUAUUCAGAACUGUAGGAAGUGGGAUACAGAAAUCAAACUGCAGCUCUUGACCCAUAGUGUAAUAUGCAGAGAUCUGGCACGAACAGAAGAUGAUGACAGAACACCAAUAAAUCUAACCAAACACCUCUACAAAGUAGAAAAGCCUUUCAGAGAACCUACUAUAAGGUCUUCUAUUGAAGAGCUUCUUGAUACGUAUCACAAGCAAGUUAAUAUAGCUCUUAAAAAUGAGAACCAGCAUAAAGCAGUAGAGCAAGUAAUUAAGAUUGUCAGAAAAAUCUGUUCUACGUUGGAUUGUGUAGAGACUCCUGCAAUAACGGAAUCAGUAAAGAAGCUAAGGAGGGCUGUUAAUCUUCCGAGGACUAAAAAUGCUGAGGUAUCCUUAAAAUGUGGUGAUGACACUAGCAAGAGCUUAUCUGGUUCACUGCAGCCUGAAAACCCUUUGACAGUGAGUGUAGACCAGCUAACAAGAGCCGUUGAGGCCCUUCUGCAACUCCACGUGAAUUCUUGUAGCAGUUCUGCAGCAAUUUCUUCAAAAGAUAGUAAGAGUACUAAGGAAGCAUGUACUGCCACAGAACAUCUCCAGUUCACAAUAUUUGCUGCACAUGGGAUUUCUCCUGGUUGGGUAUCAAAUUAUGAAAAAUACUACUUGAUUUGUUCUCUGACCCAUAAUGGAAAAGAUCUGUUUAAACCUGUUCAGUCCAAGAAGGUUGGCACAUACAAGAACUUCUUCUACUUGAUUAAAUGGGAUGAACUAAUAAUUUUCCCUGUCCAGAUUUCACAGCUGCCUUUGGAAUCAGUCUUAUGUCUGACUUUGUUUGGAAUCUUAAAUCAAAGUAGUGGGAGUUCUCCCGACUCAAACAAGCAGAGAAAGGGCCCAGAAAUUUUGGGUCAGGUUUCUCUACCUCUUUUUGAUUUUAGGCGAUUGUUAGCUUCUGGGACAAAGCUCUUGCAACUCUGGACCUCAUCACAUCUUCACCAUGCAUCAGGGAUGGCCAGUAAGAAAGGAAAUAUGGAAAGAAUAGUAUUGCAGAUUGACUUUCCAUCCCAUGCUUUUGAUAUUGAAUAUAAAAUUCCUCAAGCUGCAAAGACUACCGUGCACCAUUCCAUAGAAACAUUAGAAAAACCAUUGAGAGAACGUCUCCUUGCCAUUCUCUCAAAGGAUAACACUGUUGGGCUAUCAAAAGAAGAUAAGGAAUUUUUGUGGGAGAAGCGACAUUAUUGUCAUAGUCAUACUAGUAGCCUACCAAAAAUACUGGUUAGUGCACCUCAUUGGGACUGGGCAAGUCUUCCAGAAAUAUAUUCAUUACUUCAGCAGUGGCCUCCUCUAUCACCCUUAGCUGCACUGGAACUACUUGAUUCAAAGUUUGCUGAUCAGGAAGUACGAAAUACAGCUGUGAGUUGGAUAGAGACAUUAAGUGAUGAUGAGUUAACAGACUUCCUCCCUCAGUUUGUGCAGGCAUUGAAGUAUGAAACCUACCUUGACAGUGCUCUUGUCAAAUUUCUUUUGGCUCGAGCACUGGGAAGCAUUCGAAUAGCGCACUACCUGUAUUGGCUUCUUAAGGAUACACUGUAUGAUACAAAGUUUGGUGUAAGGUAUGAGCAAAUUCUUGGAGCUUUUCUUUCAGUCUGUGGAAAAAGGCUGAGGGAAGAGCUGGAGAAGCAGACCAGACUAGUGCAGCUUUUUGGAAUGGUAGCAGAAAGAGUAAAGCAAACAAGUGGAUCUGCUCGGCAGGUUGCCUUGCAAAAUGGUAUGGAACGUGUGCAGUUAUUUUUCUUGAAGAACAAAUGCCGUUUGCCUCUCAAUCCCAGUCUUGUGGCAAAAGAGCUAAACAUUAAGGCAUGUUCUUUCUUCAGUUCCAAUGCAGUACCACUGAAAGUUGCACUGAUAAAUGCAGACCCUCUGGGAGAAGAAAUUAAUGUGAUGUUUAAGGUUGGAGAAGAUCUGAGGCAAGAUAUGUUGGCUUUACAGAUGAUUAAGAUUAUGGAUAAGAUCUGGCUGCAGGAGGGACUGGACCUACGGAUGGUGAUCUUCAAGUGUCUCUCAACUGGAAAGGACCGAGGCAUGGUGGAGCUUGUUCCUGCUUCAGAUACGCUUAGGAAAAUUCAAGUAGAAUAUGGAGUGACAGGUUCUUUGAAAAAUAAGCCUCUGGCAGAAUGGUUGCGAAAGUAUAAUCCUACAGAGGAGGAGUAUGAAAAGGCUUCAGAAAACUUCAUCUACUCUUGUGCAGGAUGCUGCGUAGCUACUUAUGUAUUGGGAAUUUGUGACCGCCACAAUGAUAACAUAAUGCUCCGAAACACAGGGCAUAUGUUUCACAUUGAUUUUGGAAAAUUUUUGGGUCACGCACAAAUGUUUGGUAGCUUUAAAAGGGAUCGAGCUCCUUUUGUGCUAACAUCGGACAUGGCUUAUGUCAUUAAUGGUGGUGAAAAACCCACUAUUCGCUUUCAGUUGUUUGUGGAUCUCUGUUGUCAAGCUUACAAUUUGAUAAGAAAACAUGCAAGCCUCUUCCUUAACUUACUUUCAUUGAUGCUUUCUUCUGGGUUACCAGAACUAAGUGGGGUUCAGGACUUGAAGUAUGUCCAGGAUGCUCUCCAGCCCCAAACAACAGAUGCAGAAGCUACCAUUUUCUUUACAAGGUUGAUUGAAUCCAGUCUGGGAAGUGUUGCCACAAAGUUUAAUUUCUUCAUUCACAAUUUGGCUCAGCUGCGUUUCUCAGGUCUACCGUCUAAUGAUGAACCUAUCCUCUCAUUUUCUGCUAAAACUUAUUCUCUUAAACAAGAUGGCCGAAUCAAACAAGUGUCUGUGUUUACAUAUCAGAAGAGAUAUAACCCAGAUAAACAUUAUAUCUAUGUAGUGAGAGUUUUGAGAGAAGGGCAAGUUGAGCCAACAUUUGUUUUCCGAACAUUUGAUGAGUUCCAGGAGCUCCACAACAAACUUGGCAUUCUCUUUCCUCUAUGGAAGUUACCAGGCUUUCCUAAUAAGAUGGUUCUGGGAAGAACACAUAUAAAAGAUGUAGCAGCUAAAAGAAAAGUGGAGCUCAACAGCUACAUACAGAGUCUGAUGAACAGCUCUUCAGAGGUGGCAGAAUGUGAUCUUGUUUAUACUUUUUUCCAUCCAUUACUUCGUGAUGACAAAGUGGAAGGAAUAGACGGAAUAGCCAGACCUACAGAUGCAAGUCCAUCAAGUCCUACCUCAGGCAAAGUGGGAGGAGAAGUGAAGCUAUCCAUAUCAUAUAGAAAUAGCACUCUAUUUAUCAUGGUGAUGCACAUUAAAGACCUGGUUACAGAGGAUGGUGCAGAUCCAAAUCCCUAUGUAAAAACAUACUUACUUCCAGAUAUGCACAAAACAUCCAAACGCAAAACCAAAAUCUCCCGGAAGACAAGAAAUCCAACUUUCAAUGAAAUGCUUGUGUACAGUGGAUAUAGCAUGGAGACUCUGAAACAGAGAGAACUUCAGCUAAGUGUGCUCAGUGCAGAAUCGUUACGUGAGAACUUUUUCUUGGGUGGAAUUACACUCUCACUAAAGGACUUCAACUUGAGCAAGGAGACUGUUAACUGGUAUCGACUAACUGCUGUACCCUAUCUGUGA